CAUUUGUUUCUCUUAUCAGCAAUGGAAAUUGCGAAUAAAAGAGCCUGGCGUGAAUAUAUUUCGUAUGAAAUUAUUCGUCUGCAAAUGCAUCAGAUUCUAACAUUAUUUUUGCUGGCAUUGGCCGCCUCACCAUCCCAAGCAGUCACCGAUCGAUCAUGCGGAUCAGACUUGAGCCGUCUCUGGCUGGAUAUUGUAUUCGUGGUGGACAACUCUAAAAAUAUGAACCUGUAUAAUGUAUAUAACACAAUCUCAAACUUGUUCAAUCCAUUCGUGCAAAUCGGAACUGGGUAUGAUGACCCGAGAAGUACCCGAGUCGGAUUUAUCACCUAUAACUGGAAUGCGACUGAUGUAGCAGACUUCUACAAGUUGCAAUCCUACUCCGAUCUAAGCAGUCAAAUUCAAGCGCUCAGUGUUACACCACUCUCCCGCGCCGAUGAGACCUAUAUUGAUACUGGACUUCAAGCGGCUAUUAAUAUGAUCAAUGCUACAGGAGGACUUCGAGACAACUAUAAAAAGGUUGUAGUACUAUUCACCUCCAAGUAUAACUACUAUCAUACCUAUCCAGAAGACUUGACGGAUUACCUAAAGUCAACUGGAGUUACGAUUAUCACUGUAAACACUGGUGGGGAUAGUUAUACAACUCAGAGUCUUCGUGAUAAAAUUGCAAGCAAGGGAAUGGCUUUUGCUAUGUCUGAUGGAAAUACUACAGCGGAGUUGCAGAAGGCGGUUUUGGCAAUCAACUGCUUCUGCCGUCCGGGAUGGAUGCAAUAUCACUACCCACUGAAAUCCGAUAACAUUUACUCUAACUACGGUGUCUGCCUCUACCGUCCAGACAGUGCCAUGACUAAAUUCGCCGCUCAAAGCUAUUGCCAUUCCCUCACAACUAAUGGAUAUCUUGUCAGCGAGCUUGACCAACAGAAGAGAGCGUUCAAUUGGGACUACCUCAACUCGAAGGGAAUCACAAUCAACGCCUUCUACAACGGGCUCACCAACUACAACGGAACCUGGUGGUGGGAUCAGCCGAGCGGCCAGCCACUGUGGCCAUUGAACCCUAAUUCAGGAGCACCUCCACAGCGAUCCGGGUGUGUUGUAGACAUGAAGUAUUCUGAUGGCUCGAUUUCAUGGACUCCGAUCAGUUGCACAAGCUUUUUCCGGUUCCUAUGCGAGUCCGUUGCAUGUGAUACGGAUAAUUAUUGUGAAUUUUGAGUACCAAUGAAUGAAUUGUUCUUAUGGAUACUUGACAAAAUAAAAUGUAAUACGGUACUCCCUAAAUCUUAUGUUAUCUGUUGUUUUCAAAUGUAUGUA
Molecule: messenger RNA, 1305 nt
Organism: Caenorhabditis elegans
Lineage: Eukaryota; Metazoa; Nematoda; Chromadorea; Rhabditida; Rhabditidae
Gene: clec-66
Product: C-type lectin domain-containing protein
Exons: 6
Coding region: 22-1206 (394 amino acids)
Molecular function (GO): carbohydrate binding
Source: RefSeq, marked reviewed